GAGGAGAUCCAUGCCAAGGAUGCCAGCCGCGAGGAAAGCCUCCGAGCGGAAGGGCUGACCUCGGCCGAAGGAGCUCUGAAUCGAGGCUCACGGACCGUAUGUCGUCACUGGCUGAAGGGCCUUUGCAUGAAAGGGGACAAGUGCGACUACUUGCACCAGUUCGACCUGAAUCGCAUGCCAGAGUGCCUGUUCUUUCUCAAGACUGGCAAGUGCUACGACCAAGACUGUCUCUUCAAGCACGUGGCCGCGAGUGAGCGCCAGGAGUGUCCAAGAUAUCGCAUGGGCUUCUGCCGUCUUGGCCCCUUGUGCCGAAUGUCGCAUGAGAGGCUGCCAAGAGACAAGAUGCCUGACGUGCUGCCAGAUUGGUUCAUCCAGCCGCUUUUGAAGAAUGGGCACCUGGUGCCCAAGGCGGAGGAUGUCAAACUCUCGUCGUUUGAGUUUCGAAGGACUGAGAGUUUUGCACUCACUGCGUCCACAUCCACGGAGCUUGGGGCCAUCCCGGGACUCCCUCCUCCGGUGCAGGGCAAGUGCCGAUUCUUCGUCAUGCGCUCGAUGAACCUUCGCAACCUGCAGAUCUCCGCUUGCAAGGCGGGCAGAGAGAACUUGCCGUGA
Molecule: messenger RNA, 612 nt
Organism: Symbiodinium pilosum
Lineage: Eukaryota; Dinophyceae; Suessiales; Symbiodiniaceae
Source: the annotation of a GenBank genome assembly